GGGGAGUCACCUCUGCCCCUCCCCCACCCUCGGACCCCUCCCCCACCCUUGGGGGGGGGUCACCUGAGCCCCUCCCCCCCCCCCCACUUCGGGAAUUCUCGGUGGGAAAACUCAGGUGCCGCCAUGUCGGCCGCGCUGGUGCUGACCGUUUACAUCCUGACCUUCGCCGUCGGCUUCCCGGCCAACGUCUUCACCUUGGCCGUGCUGGCGGCCAAAUGGCGGCGCCGCCCGUCCGCGGCCGCGCUGACCACGGCCGAGCUGCUGCUGCUCAACCUGACCGCGGCCGACCUCCUCCUGCUCGUCUUCCUGCCCUUCAAGAUGGCCGAGGCGGCGGCGGGGAUGGCGUGGCCGCUGCCGGCCGCGCUCUGCCCCGUGGCCAACUUCUGCUUCUACUCCAGCAUGUACCUGAGCAGCCUGUUCCUGGCGGCGCUCAGCGUCCAGCGCUACCUGGGCGUGGCCUUCCCGCUGCGGCUGCAGGGCCGGCGCCGCCCCGGCCGCGUCCUGGCGCUGGCCGCGCUCGUCUGGCUGCUGGCCUGCGGCCACUGCUCCAUCGUCUUCGUGGCCGAGUUCACCCGCGCCGACAACGGCGGGGAACGGGGCAACGGCAGCGGCGCGGCGGCUGGGGGGAGUGGCAGGGUUGGAGAUGCUGGCCGCGUUGACCUCAUGGCCAACCCCAGCUUCAACCCCGUUGACCCCAUGACCAACCCCACUGACCCCAAAACUCUCAACCUUGUUGACCCCAAGACCUUCAACCCCGUUGACCUCAUGGCCAACCCCAUUGACCUCAAGAGCUUCAACCCCAUUGACCCCAAGAUCUUCAACCCCAUUGGCCCCAAGAUCUUCAACCCCAUUGACCCCAAGAUCUUCAACCCCAUUGGCUCCAAGAGCUUCAACCCCACCGAUCCCAUGGCCAACCCCACUGACCACGAGAACUUCAUCCCCGCUGACCCCAUUGAUCCCAACACGUUCAACCCCAUUGACCCCAUGGCCACCAUUGACCCCAUGGCCAACCCUGUUGACCCCAUUGACCAUAGGAGCUUCAACCCCAUUGACCCCAUGGCCAACGCCAUUGACCCCAUGACCCACAAACUCAAACUCAUGGACCCCAAGACCAACCCCAACCUCUCCAAGACCCCCAACCCCACUGACCCCAAGCCCCCCAACCCCCAACCCCCCAACCCCAUUUACUCCAAGACCUUCAACCCCGCUGACCCCAAGACCACCCCCACCCCCUCCAAGCCCCCCAACCCCAAACCCCCAAGCGCUGCUGGCGGCCCGCGCUACCCGCUUAAACGCCGGGCCGUGGGCCUGGCCGUGGCCACCAUGGUGAUCUUCGGCCUCUGCUUCGCGCCCUACAACGUCUCGCACGUGGUCGGCUUCUGGCAGGGCCGCAGCCCCGGCUGGCGCGUCUACGCCACGCUGCUCAGCGGCCUCAACGCCGCGUUCGACCCGCUCGUCUUCUACUGCUCGUGCGGCGCCGUGCGGCAGGCGCUGGCCGGGAGCUGGGCGGCGCUCAGGGCGCGGAUGGUGGGAAUACAUCGGUGA
Messenger RNA from Camarhynchus parvulus, 1545 nucleotides. RefSeq lists its product as uncharacterized. The record is from RefSeq and is a predicted model, not a curated record. Gene Ontology annotation, biological process: cellular response to fatty acid; G protein-coupled receptor signaling pathway. Gene Ontology annotation, molecular function: G protein-coupled receptor activity. Gene Ontology annotation, cellular component: plasma membrane. Lineage: Eukaryota; Metazoa; Chordata; Aves; Passeriformes; Thraupidae.